CCUCCUCGUCCUCCGCCUCCGACCCCACCCGUCCGACUUCCAACAAGUCGCAACUUGAGCGAAACUUUGUGAUGCUGAGAAGCGCAGGCCGCGCGUUAAUCCCCGCAGCUUCUCCGUGCCGCCGGGACGUCUCGCCGUCCAGUGCCAUGUGAAUGGAGGCACCCACGAGGAAAAUGAGCGAAAACGACAUCCUGGAGAUGGAGUCCGUGUCUGACGCGGACGAGUUGGACGCAGAUGCGAGGCUGGAGAUGGUGGACGAGGAAGUCGUUUACCCUGAGGAGUUUUUACCAACAUAUAAUUCUCUUAAAAUUAAAGACGGACAACUACCCAAAACACAGCUGGCAGAGUUCAACAACUGCCCCGACUCCUUAUUUUUCAAUGAUGGAGUGAGACGGAUCGAUUUCAUCCUGGUCUAUGAGGAUGAGGACAAGAAGGAGUUUGAUAAAAAACAUGUUUCCCAGAGGCGCAAGAGACGCCGUGAGUUUUUCGAGGCCAGCCUGAUGAACAUGGGGCUGGAGCUGGAGGCCACUAAAGCUGUGCAGGACGACAAGCUGAUGUUCGUCAAGGUCCACAUGCCGUGGGACGUGCUGUGCACCUACGCCGAGGUCCUGCACAUCAAGCUGCCCAUCCAGCCCAACGACCUGUCCACCCGGUCGUCCCCGUGGCGCUUCCUCUCCUGCAUCACCAAGCACUUCUACCCCGACGAGAAACUGAUCAGGAAGGAGGCCGAGUACUUCACCGCCCCGUUUGAGAAGAGCCGCCUAGGUCUGUUCUGCAUAAAGGAGAGGGAUCUGUUCUUCACUCCGUCCAUGAGGAGCAGGAUGGCAUCUUACAUCCUGAGUCGUGCCCCCUAUGAAAUAAGAGGAAAUGUGAAAAAGUUUGGCAUCACCAAACUACUGGAUGGUGGCGUGUACAGGGCUGCGUAUCCCCUCCACGAUUGCCGGUUUAAUGUCAGGUCUAAAGAGGACAACUGCCCCAACGAGAGGUUCCUGCUCUACCAGGAAUGGGCUCAUCCCAAGUCCUUCUACAAGAUCCAACCCCUCGACCUCAUUCGGAAGUAUUAUGGGGAGAAGAUCGGCAUAUACUUUGCCUGGCUGGGCUUCUACACGUACAUGCUUUUCCUGGCUGCCGUUGUGGGAGUGUGUUGCUUCAUUUAUGGGUACAAGACUCAAGAAACCAGCACGUGGAGCAAAGAGGUGUGCGACCCUGAGAUCGGGGGACAAAUAGUCAUGUGUCCACAGUGCGACAAGUUCUGCAACUUCUGGAGGUUAAACAGCACCUGUGAAGCCUCGAAGAACCUUUGCAUUUUUGAUAACUUUGGAACCCUGGUGUUUGCUGUUUUCAUGUCAGUCUGGGUGACUCUGUUCCUGGAGUUUUGGAAGCGUUACCAGGCGGAGCUGGAGUACGAGUGGGACACCGUGGAGUUUCUAGAGCAGGAGGAGCCGCCUCGACCGGAGUAUGAGGCCAAGUGUGUCCACGAGAGGAAAAACCCCAUCACAGGGGUGAAGGAAAAGGUGCCGUUUACAGCCUGUGGACGAUGCAUUCGGGUGUCCAUAGGAAUCGGGACAGUCUUAUUUUGGAUUUUACUGAUCGUGGCGUCCAUCGUCGCGGUCAUGGUCUACCGCCUGGCCGUCUUCUUCGCCUUUUCGACUAGACUCCGACAACAGGACCUGAAGACGCUGGAGCCGCUGAAAGAGUACGUCACGCCUCAGAUGGCCACUUCGGUCACGGCCUCCCUCAUCAACUUUGUCAUAAUCAUGAUCCUCAACACUCUGUAUGAGCGAGUCGCCAUCUGGAUCACUAACUUCGAGCUGCCACGGACCAAGACUGACUACGAGAACAGCCUGACCCUGAAGAUGUUCCUCUUUCAGUUCGUCAACUAUUACUCCUCCUGUUUCUACAUCGCCUUCGCAAAAGGGAAAGCCGUGAGCUAUCCCGGAAACCCUGUUUAUAUCGGACGGUACCGAAAUGAGGAGUGUGAUCCUGGCGGUUGCCUCAUCGAGUUGACUACCCAGCUGGCUAUCAUCAUGGGGGGCAAAGCCAUCUGGAACAACAUCCAGGAGGUCUUGCUGCCGUGGGCCAAGAAUAUGUUUUUCCGUCACUGCCAGAGGGGCGAUGCAGAGAGCACGAUUCCUCGCUGGGAGCAGGACUACCACCUCCAGCCCUUUUCAAGCCUUGGACUUUUCUAUGAAUAUCUGGAGAUGGUCAUCCAGUUUGGCUUUGUCACCCUGUUCGUGGCCUCCUUCCCUCUGGCCCCAGCCCUGGCUCUGGUCAAUAAUCUGUUUGAGAUCCGGGUGGAUGCUUGGAAGAUUGUCACUCAGUUUCGCCGCAUUGAGCCAGAGAAGGCUCAGGACAUAGGAGCCUGGCAGCCCAUUCUUCAAGGCAUCACCAUCCUGGCUGUUGCCACAAACGCCAUGAUCAUCGCUUUCACUUCAGACAUGAUUCCUCGCUUGGUCUACUACUGGUCCUUCUCUGUGUACCCGUAUGGGGAUCAUACAGAUCACACCAUGCAGGGCUACAUCAACAGCUCGCUGUCUGUAUUCAACACCAGUGAUUUCACUGAGGAUAGCAAGCCUGAGGGUCUGUACAACAUCACCACCUGCAGGUAUCGUGAUUUUCGGUUUCCCCCCGGUCACCCCAAGCAGUACGAGCACAAUAUGUACUACUGGCACGUCAUUGCCGCCAAGUUGGCUUUUAUAAUAGUUUUAGAGCACAUUGUUUACCUCACCAAGUUCGUCCUGGCCAACAUCAUCCCUGACGUCCCGUACGCUGUGAAAGAGCAGAUCAAGCGGGAGAAAUACCUGACCCAGGUUAUCCUCCAUGAGACCAACCUCAAGCUGGUGACCAGGCGUUUGAAGGAGAACGAAGAGGAGGCGGCCAAGGACACCGAGGACGACAACUCACAGAAGGACCUGGACCUUGAUUUCUGACAUGACUACACAUAUACAGACCAACACGACCAGUGAUCACAUGUAGCAGCCAAGAAGAAAGAACCACUAUUGUUCUGUUGAGUCUGGAUCUGCCCAGCGUGUUUGGCUCAUGAGAGGCCAGUGACAGAUGAUGGAACAGUCUUUUUCACUAACUUACAGUUUAAAAAGGUGUCCUUAUUUUGAAACACAACAAUAUUUAGCUUUGUGUAGGUUUUAACAAUUUUAAGCAUGACAUUUUGUGAAUAAGUUAUAUUUAAACACAAAACUUCCAGGCUGAUUUUAGCAUCCUGGUUAAAACAAUGCGACAGAAUGAGAUCAGCUCAGUUCUUUUCACGGUGACACUUCACACCUAUUAAUAAAAGCCAUCUGGUGAGUUGAUCAUUAGAACACAACACAAAACAAUCUCAACUCAAUGUCCAGUUGGACUCCGGUUCCUAUCUGGCAGCACAUCAUCACAGUCUCCUAAUCAGCAAAAAGGAUUUUCCAUAGUUUUUGUGAAUGUGAUUGUCUGUUUUUAUACAUAGUAAAUAAACAAGCUGAUUUUAGACGCUGAGUUGAGAUUGUUGUAUCAAUAACAUUUGUUUUAUAUGUAGAAUGUAUAAAAUCUUAACACGUGUGCAAAUGUGUCUUUUUUUUUCACCGUCCAUUGAACUUUAUUUUGGGAGCUGCACUGCUGGAUGAUUAUUUUUAUACAAAUGCUGUCAAAAAGUAUCAGUAUUAUUAUACAAAAGGUGUAAAACAUUAAUGCAAUGCAGGAAAUUACGUUUUUUCCACUUCAUCCCUCCAAGAGCUGUAUUGAUUUGCCUAAUAGAUCAGUGUUAUGCAGACAGUUAGAACAGACACACUACCGUGUCUACAGUCAUGUCUUUAUUUAUACACUUAAUCAUAUGUGUUGUUUUGUCCUGUUGCAUGACCAAACUGCACUGGCAUGCACUGGCAUGUUAUCCUGUUAUAUAAUUCUCACCUGUGUGAUAUUGGACCUAUGACCAACUAACAUCUCUGCCUCACCUUCUAUUUUAAACUACGGCAGAGUUCUAUAGCCACUGUAUGUAGAUGAUUUCAGACACAGCAACUAUGAAAACUAUGCAAUUUGUUGUACAAACUAAUAAAUAUUUUGUAUUAAAAAAUA
Messenger RNA from Betta splendens (Siamese fighting fish), 4059 nucleotides. It is a transcript of the gene ano6, whose product is annotated as anoctamin 6. Gene Ontology annotation, cellular component: plasma membrane. The transcript is spliced from 20 exons. Lineage: Eukaryota; Metazoa; Chordata; Actinopteri; Anabantiformes; Osphronemidae. Gene Ontology annotation, molecular function: chloride channel activity; protein dimerization activity. The coding region runs from base 153 to 2930 and encodes 925 amino acids. The record is from RefSeq and is a predicted model, not a curated record. Gene Ontology annotation, biological process: chloride transmembrane transport; calcium activated phosphatidylserine scrambling; calcium activated phosphatidylcholine scrambling.